This is a messenger RNA of Strongylus vulgaris, 207 nucleotides long. The record is from the annotation of a GenBank genome assembly. Lineage: Eukaryota; Metazoa; Nematoda; Chromadorea; Rhabditida; Strongylidae.
AUGGACAAAGAGAUCCUUCCUUGUCGGUCACUCUGUCAAGCUGUAAAACAGGGUUGUGAGGGAAGGAUGUCCGUGUACGGUUUCCCAUGGCCAGAAAUGUUGUCAUGCGAUAAAUAUCCCGAGGAUAACGACAUGUGUAUCAAGGCGAUAAAUACCGAGAAACAAGGCAAGUUGGCACGCCCAAUGCACGAAUAUCUCUAUUUCUAA